CGGCUGCCGCGGCUCCCGCUGCCCGACUUGGCCUGCGGCGCGCGGGGUGCGCCAUGAGCGCGGCGGGGCUGCUGGCCCCGGCCCCGGCCCCGGCCGGCGCGCCGCCGGCGCCCGAGUUCUACCCCGAGGAGGACGAGGAGCUGGAGAGCGCCGAGGACGACGAGCGCAGCUGCCGGGGCCGCGAGUCGGACGAAGACACCGAGGAUGCCAGUGAGACUGACCUGGCCAAGCAUGACGAGGAAGACUACGUCGAGAUGAAGGAACAGAUGUACCAGGACAAGCUGGCUUCUCUCAAGAGGCAGCUGCAGCAGCUGCAAGAAGGUACAUUGCAGGAAUAUCAGAAGAGGAUGAAAAAGCUGGACCAGCAGUACAAGGAGCGGAUCCGGAACGCAGAGCUCUUCCUCCAGCUGGAAACCGAACAAGUGGAAAGAAAUUACAUUAAAGAAAAGAAGGCAGCAGUGAAAGAAUUUGAAGACAAGAAGGUUGAACUGAAAGAGAACCUGAUUGCCGAGCUUGAAGAAAAGAAGAAAAUGAUUGAAAAUGAGAAGCUCACGAUGGAGCUGACGGGAGACUCCAUGGAGGUGAAACCCAUCAUGACGAGGAAGCUGCGGCGGCGCCCCAACGACCCUGUCCCCAUCCCCGACAAGCGGAGGAAGCCCGCUCCUGCUCAGUUAAACUAUUUGUUAACAGACGAACAGAUCAUGGAGGAUCUGAGAACUUUAAACAAGCUUAAGUCCCCCAAGAGGCCAGCAUCCCCGUCCUCCCCCGAGCACUUGCCUGCUGCGCCUGCAGAGUCUCCAGCCCAGCGGUUCGAAGCUCGGAUAGAGGACGGCAAGCUCUACUACGACAAGCGAUGGUACCACAAGAGCCAGGCCAUCUACCUGGAGUCCAAGGACAGCCAGAAGCUCAGCUGUGUCAUCAGCUCUGUCGGCGCCAAUGAGAUCUGGGUGCGGAAGACGAGCGACAGCACCAAGAUGCGGAUCUACCUGGGGCAGCUGCAGCGCGGGCUCUUCGUCAUCCGCCGGCGCUCGGCGGCCUGAGCUGGCCCGGCGCCUUCCCCGUCCGCCCUUCCCCAGUGGGUGUGGGUUUCCUUCCGUUUCGUUUUCUUCCUUCCAGAAAACUUUGAACUUGAACACGGCUCCCUGGCCUCGGAACGGGGCGGACCCCGUGGGGGAUUUCGCGUGGCCCCUUGGCGGUCCUGUCUCAGCGUCCUUUCCUGCCUCGACUUCCCCCGGCCGGCCGCCUGCC
Molecule: messenger RNA, 1248 nt
Organism: Sorex fumeus (smoky shrew)
Lineage: Eukaryota; Metazoa; Chordata; Mammalia; Eulipotyphla; Soricidae
Gene: SUDS3
Product: SDS3 homolog, SIN3A corepressor complex component
Exons: 12
Coding region: 54-1040 (328 amino acids)
Biological process (GO): negative regulation of transcription by RNA polymerase II
Cellular component (GO): Sin3-type complex
Molecular function (GO): histone deacetylase binding
Source: RefSeq, a predicted model, not a curated record